Messenger RNA from Pleuronectes platessa (European plaice), 7494 nucleotides. RefSeq names its product sperm associated antigen 9b (gene spag9b). NCBI's taxonomy places the organism in Eukaryota, Metazoa, Chordata, Actinopteri, Pleuronectiformes, Pleuronectidae. Gene Ontology annotation, biological process: vesicle-mediated transport. The transcript has 29 exons. Gene Ontology annotation, molecular function: MAP kinase scaffold activity; JUN kinase binding; kinesin binding. Gene Ontology annotation, cellular component: cytoplasm. The record is from RefSeq and is a predicted model, not a curated record. Bases 530 to 4624 code for a protein of 1364 amino acids.
CAACAGAAAUGUAUGACAGCAACAGGUCAGGGGAAAUUAUUCUCUCACUUUAUUUACUACAGGGCUGGUAGCGUCCAGUUGUUGUGCCUGAUGCCACUCCGUCACAUCGCUGUGCUGUUGCGCGUCUUUUGCGUUUAAUGACUCGUAGCUUUUUGAGAAAGCAUCGUGUUCUCUUUGGCGCUAACCACUGAGAGGUGUCCAUUUUCCCGACAGUACGUGAAGGCACCGGCAGGAUCAUCUGUUGGACAGGGAAACUCACCAGGAGCCAAGUGAAGACUUUUCAGUGUCGCUAGCGCUCAGGCUAGCAGCUUGAAACUCAGACGUCCACACACAUGAGACUUUCUCAAAUAUAUAUAUAAAGUGCAAAGUCGUAUCUGCAUGACAAAAAACAUGCGAGCCAGGUUUUAGGAGCAGUUUUAUUUGUUGCGCCCUAAAGUGAGAAAGCGGACAGGACAGCCGCUGGCCAGCUGAAGCUCGCGGCUAGCUCGUCAACGUUAGCCGGGGGAGAGCGAAGCGGAGCGGGCUGAAAAUGGAGCUGGACGACGUGGUCCUGUACCAGGACGACUCGGGCGGCUCUGCCAUGAUGUCCGAGCGGGUGUCCGGCUUGGCCAGCUCCAUCUACCGCGAGUUCGAGCGGCUCAUCGAGAGGUACGGCGAGGACGUGGUGAAAGAGCUGAUGCCGCUGGUCGUCGCCGUGCUGGAGAACUUGGACUCGGUGUUCGCUGUCAACCAGGAGCAAGAAGUGGAGCUGGAGCUGCUGAAAGAGGACAACGAGCAGCUGGUCACCCAGUACGAGCGAGAGAAGGCUCUGAGGAAACACGCCGAGGAGAGGUACAUUGUCCUCGAAGAUUCUCAGGACGGUGAGAAGAAAGACCUCCAGCGUCAACUGGUGAAAUUGGAGUCUCACACUCGUCAACUAGAGCUAAAGGCUAAAAACUAUGCAGACCAGAUUAGCAGACUCGAUGAAAGAGAUGCAGAGCUAAAAAAGGAGUAUAACACCCUUCAUCAGAGACACACUGAGAUGAUCCACAGCUACAUGGAGCACCUGGAGCGGACGAAACACCAACAUGCUGUGACACCAGCAGAGCCCACAGAUGCAGGCACAGUCACAUCAAGCAGGUCAAGAAAGGAGCGUCCAGUCUCCAUGGGCAUAUUCCAACUUCCUGGGACUGAAGGUAUGACUCCUGACCUCCAAAGGGUACCUGUGGACACCCCUUCUGAACCAUGGAGAUAUAACAACCUCAGCAACCCACGUUCCAACACUAGCCUUAAGGAUGAAUUGACCAGGUCAAACCGCAGCGGCUCCAAAACCAGUUCUCCAAACAACCAAUCAAACGUCUCAAAAAGUGGAGCUCCAGGGUCUUCUCAAGCUGGAGGAUCUUCUCAGGACGGUACCUCUAAAUCAAAUACCCCCACAUCCUCACGCACACUAUUCCCUCACGAUGGCGCGUCCACCGGCACCAGUCCCAUGUCCAGUCAUGCGGGUGGAUCUGCUUCUGCUACACCUGUGUCCACCACUGCUUCAGAUGUGGCCAUGGAGUCUGUGGACACUCCUCUGCAGGAACAGGAGGCUUCAGACAGGCUCAACAGGAACCUGGACAGGAGCGGUGGAAAGCCAGAGAGCAAUAAGAAUAUCGCAGCGGUGCAGGAAGGGCAGCAGGGUCAGCGUGGACAUGACAGUCAGGAGUCUGCUUCUACUGCAUUCAAAAGUGAAGAUGGAGCAGACAACCUGGAGAAGUCUGAGGUGCAGGCGAUCAUUGAAUCCACUCCUGAACUGGAAAUGGAUCUUGAUGGCUGCAUAGGAACAAGCACACCAGUUAAAGGCGGCAUAGAGAAUCUAGCAUUCGACCGGAACACUGAGUCUCUGUUUGAGGAGCUGUCGUCUGCAGGAAACGACCUGAUAGCAGACAUGGACGAAGGCGCUGACCUACUGGGUAUGGGUCGGGAAGUCGAACAUCUUAUCCAUGAGAACACCCAGCUGCUGGAGACCAAAAACGCUUUGAAUGUGGUGAAAAAUGACCUGAUCGCUCGCCUGGAUGAACUGUCCUGUGAGAAGGAGGUUCUUCAGGGAGAGCUGGAUGCUGUCACUCAGGCCAAAACCAACCUGGAGGAGAAGAACAAAGAAUUAGAGGAAGAACUCAAGAAGUUUCGAGCAGAGCUGGAAGAUUCCAAACAGAAAGUCAAGAAUGAGAAUGAGGAUGAUAGUGAUGUGCCUACAGCGCAGAGGAAGCGCUUCACCAGGGUGGAGAUGGCCAGGGUCCUGAUGGAGAGGAACCAGUAUAAGGAGAGACUGAUGGAGCUGCAGGAGGCGGUCAGAUGGACAGAGAUGAUCAGGGCUUCAAAGGAUAAUCCAGCUCUUCCGGAGAAGAAGAAAUCCAGCCUCUGGCAGUUGAGUUUCAGCCGUUUGUUCAGCUCGUCGGGCGGAGCAGCCAAGAAGCCGGCGACGGAGGCGCCAGUGAACAUCAAGUACAACGCGCCCACCGCUCAGAUUCAGCCGUCCGUCAAGAAGAGGAGUACCACCCUGCAGCAGCUGCCCAAUGACAAGAGCAAAGCCUUUGAUUUUCUCAAUGAGGAAGUGGCAGCUGAUAACGUGGUGUCCAGGCGAGAGCAGAAGAGAGCGCAGUACCAGCAAGUCAAAGCUCACGUCCAGAAAGAGGACGGCAGAGUGCAGGCGUACGGCUGGAGCCUGCCCAAGAAGCACAAAGCAAAUGGAGGUCAGGCAGAGAGUAAGAUGAAGAAUCUGCCUGUUCCUGUCUUCCUCAGACCACUGGAUGAGAAAGAUGCUUCUGUGAAGCUGUGGUGUGCUGCCGGUGUGAAUCUCUCUGGAGGUAAAACCAGAGACGGAGGAUCGAUCGUAGGAGCCAGUGUGUUCUACAGUGACGUGCCUGGACCUGAGAGCCCUAAAAAGAAGAUAGGUUGUCAGAGCAGCCUGGACAAACUGGAUCAAGACAUCAAAGAGCAACAGAUGGAGCUGCGGCAGCAGGACGAGUUAUCAUCGCUGGUGUGGAUCUGUACCAGCACCCAGUCCACCACUAAAGCUGUUGUCAUUGAUGCCAACCAGCCUGGAAACAUCCUGGAGAGCUUCUUUGUUUGUGACUCCCAUGUCCUCUGCAUCACCAGCGUUCCAGGUGCAAGAGAGACUGACUACCCAGCUGGUGAGGAAGUACCUCCAAACUCUGAGGCAGGACCAGUGGAAGAUGGCAGCUCAACAGCAACCAACAGCAUCUCAACAGGAGAAGAAGGCGUGCUCGGAGGCAUCACUGUCGUGGGCUGUGAAGCUGAAGGAUCAGUCGCUAUUCCCCAGACCGCAGACGGUCCUGGGAAAGAUGGAGGGACUGAAGAAGCCACCGAGGCCACCGAGGCCAGCGCAGGGCUCUCUGACCACAGAGAAACCCUGAGGGGUGUCUACACCGAGCACGUCUUCACUGAUCCACUGGGAGCUAAGCCCACACCAGAGGCUCCAGCCAACUACACUCAGAGGGAGAGUGAUCUGUUGAAAGAUGGUGUAAGUUCCAACCCCACAGCUGAGGAGCAGGACCUGAUGAGAGAGGAGGCUCAGAAGAUGAGUAGCGUCCUGCCCACCAUGUGGCUGGGUGCACAGAAUGGAUUCGUAUAUGUUCACUCCUCUGUGGCCCAGUGGAAGAAAUGUCUCCAUUCCAUAAAGCUAAAGGACGCUGUGCUCGGCAUAGUACAUGUGAAGGGGCGUGUUCUCGUCGGCCUCUCUGAUGGCACUUUAGCCAUAUUCCACAGAGGAGUAGAUGGACAGUGGGACCUGACAAACUACCACCUGAUAGACAUGGGGAGACCGCACCACUCCAUCCGCUGUAUGACUGUCGUACACGACAAGGUGUGGUGUGGCUACAGGAACAAGAUUUAUGUGGUGCAGCCCAAAGCCAUGAAGAUCGAGAAGUCAUUUGACGCCCACCCUCGUGCAGACAGUCAGGUACGACUGCUGGCCUGGGACGGUGAUGGGAUCUGGGUGUCCAUCAGGCUGGACUCCACUCUCAGGCUGUUCCACGCUCACACCUACCAACACCUCCAGGAUGUCGACAUCGAGCCCUACGUCAGCAAGAUGCUGGGGACGGGGAAACUUGGCUUCUCAUUCGUGCGAAUCACAGCCCUCACUGUGUCAUGUAAUCGUCUGUGGAUGGGCACUGGAAACGGAGUCAUCAUCUCCAUCCCUCUAACAGAAUCAGCCACCACGGCAGCGAAGGCAGCAGGUAACCAUCCAGGAAGUGUGGUCCGCGUCUACGGCGACGACAGCGGCGACAAAGUGACAGCAGGGACGUUCGUUCCAUACUGCUCCAUGGCUCAGGCUCAGCUCUGUUUCCAUGGUCACCGGGAUGCUGUCAAAUUCUUCACUGCUGUCCCAGGUCACGCAAUUCCAUCUGCCUCCUGUGGAGGAGAAGCAGGAGGUGACAGGGCAACAGAUGCCUCAUCUCAGGAAGGAACCAAGUCUAUGUUGGUGAUGAGCGGAGGAGAAGGUUACAUAGACUUCAGAAUGGGUGAUGAGGAGGGCGAGGCAGAGGAAGGAGACGAUGCCCCAAUGAAACUGCAGCCCUUCCUGGCCAAAGCCGAGCGCAGCCACCUUAUCGUGUGGCAGGUCCUGGGAAACGAGGACUGAAGUCUGACCUUUGACGGAAGUCUGACCUUUAACCCCCAGUCCCAAUUUGCCUUUUUCUUCUCAAACCUGCAGCCACAGAGGAGGCGUUCAGGGGAGCGACCGCCCUCUGCAGCCGCGGGUUUAAUCAGCACUUUUGUCCUUCUCCUCAAACCUGAACAAUAAGCGUGAAACAAGCAGAAACUGCUCUGAGAGCUUUUUCUCUUUGGUAAACUGGAGUGGAGCAGUGUAAACACAAACUGCAUGUUAUUGUUUUAUUACUUGUUUUCUUGUUUUUAUUUUUGUUUUAAAGAUUUGAAUAUCAAUCUGUUGUCUUUUAAUAUUAUUUGAGGUAAAGCUGUUGCUGACUACACAACCAAUACUUUUCUUUUGUUACAUUUGAUCAGCAAAUACACCCAGGUUCCCUCCAAUCAGCCCUGUUACUGUGUGCUGAUGCUAAAUCAGAUGUUUAAAUCAAAAGAUAAUCACCCGUGACUUCCCUUGUUGAUAAUGUUGGACUGGGGCUGUUGUGUGUGGGAGCCAAUCAUGUGGUUUUUUUUGGUGAACCUCUGAUCAAAUUUGUUUUUGUUCCUUUGAGUCAAGAAAUGUAAUCAAUCGUCAGUUCUCUUUAGUUCUCAGGAUUAGUUUAAAUGAAAUGCAACAUGUCACAUUUCAUCUGGUUAGUGGUGAGCAGGAGGUUAAUGUCUCUCAUGGAUUAACAGUUCAUUCGAAUCACAGAGCAUUGCAUGGUUUUUAUGAAAGAUAUGUACGAUCUCAAAAUCAAUCCCCCUGACUUCACUUAGCGCCAUCGUCAGGUCAAAAAGAAGAUUUAGCCAGUAUUUUAGUUCAUGCCCAAAUGUUCCAUUAGUUCUCUCUUGGGUCCUGCACCACCCCGACACAAAAUGUGAUGGAUAUAGGCUCAGUAGAUUUUUAUAAUCCUGCUCACGGACAGACAAACAGUAAUGGUAAAAUAACCUCAUUGAAAGAGCCAAGUAGAAUAACUAGUAACUAAAUUUAAUUUGAUUCAAAUCUGUGCAUUAUUUCUUGAGAAAUUCACAAAAAUUAUGACAAAUGUCCUUGCAGUGUUAAGAAAAAUGUUUAAAUGCUAAACAUUGUAAACAUUGACAUGACAGCAUUGUCAUCGUGAGCAUGCUAGCAGCUUCACACAGGCAGUAGCUGUAAAUUCUUAUUCAGACAUCACCAGGUUUUUAUUUUCCAGGAAAUCCGAUGCUCUGUGUCUUGAAUGAAAUGAUAAUACAUGAGAAACACUCACUGGUGUUACAGUAUUGGUAGCAGUUAGCUUUUCAACUCCAGCUGCGUCUGGAUCAUACUGUAAACCAGUACAUACUCCAAUCCCCAGUUCAUAUAGGAUACUAUUUAAUCUAGCACUAAACAUGAGGAUGCUAUCAACCCUCUGCUAUGCGUCUACCCGUCAGCUCCAGUUAGUGGACUCUUUCAAAUCUGCCUUAGGUGUGGAGCUUUGAAAGCACUGAGAUUGCAGGCUUCUUCAGGUGUGACAGAGUAUUUAUUUUUGAUGAAAUAAUAUUACGUUCGCUACCAAAGCUUAAAGAACCAGAGAUUGAUAGUUUGCUGAAUCAGUAACCGUGUCCAUCUGUCUGCAGUGUCCCUGUAGAUAACAUGAGAGAUUGUUUUGUAACUGAAUUCCCAGUGUAGAGAUGAGAUAUAUUUUUAGACUUUUCUUAUUUGGAAAUUGAAAUAUUUUGCGGGUGUGAGAGAUGAGAAUGUGUUGGACCUGUUACUAUGAGAGAAUAAAACAAGCCGUGAAAAAGAGCGUUACACCACCUCCCCUCUAAUCCUCAUCUCUGCAUUCAAGAAUCUCAAAUGUUGACAGUUUGCCCCUCUUUGUUUAUGACAAUGUUUGUUUUAAUGUCUCAGUGAUAUCCCCUCCUAAUAUCAAACUGAUGAUUUCAGAAAUUGUUUUCAUUCUAUUUUUAUGUUCAAAUUUUUUUUUUUUGUAUCUAUAAGUCUGUCCUCUCUGAGAGUACAGUGCACAAGCUGUUUGUUUGAGACUGUUUUAUGGCCUCUGUGUACCAGUACACUGCACUGGUAUGUUGUUUUGUUUUGUCUUCUUUGUAUUGAACAAUAUCAACGAGGCCUGUCCUUGUCGUUUGAGUGUGUGAGAGACAGAGAGACGGAGAGACGGAGAGACGGAGAGAGGGAGAGAGGGAGAGAGGGAGAGAGGGAGAGAGGGAGUGUGUGUGUGUGUGUGUGUGUGUGUGUGUGUGUGUGUGUGUGUGUGUGUGUGUGUGUGUGUGUGUGUGUGUGUGUGUGUGUGUGUGUGUGUGUGUGUGUGUGUGUGUGUGUGUGUGUGUGUGUGUGUGUGUGUGUGUGUGUGUCUUCUCUCCAAGAGAGGAGGGAAAAUAUUAUGUUUAGCCAUUUCAGUAUUUAUUUACAACGAUUGAGCCUUUGCAAUUCAGAAUGUAUCUUUGUACAUUGAAUAUGAAUAUAUAUAUAUAUGAUUAUAUAUGUAUUAACCAUGAAAAUGGCUUGAGUUGAUUGUCUUGACAACAGUUGUUGCUGUUGGAAUGAGGAGUUUGUUUUGUGGGGGGUAACUUACGCAGCUAUGCACUAUGUCUCUGAGAAAAGAGGAAGAGGAGUGGCUGGGGGGGGGCUGUGCAGCCUGUCCACACUGACAGAAUCCGUUUCGGUGUCUCCAAUGCAGGACAAACAAACCAAACUGAAUUCCACAAGGUAACUCCCCCCCGUCACACCACGCAGGUGUCGUCCCUCCCACCCGCUCAUGCUCGCCUGUGUCUCGCCAGGUGCUCCCCCUGUUCUUAAUCGGCAGUACGAACACCAUCUCGUACGUCUGCAGCAUCUCUAGCCUUACUUAUUUUUAACAUUUAAUUAAAGCAAAUUUUGUGGGCAAAGUU